Paramacrobiotus metropolitanus is the source of this 1018-nucleotide messenger RNA. RefSeq lists its product as uncharacterized. The transcript has a single exon. Lineage: Eukaryota; Metazoa; Tardigrada; Eutardigrada; Parachela; Macrobiotidae. Bases 167 to 712 code for a protein of 181 amino acids. The record is from RefSeq and is a predicted model, not a curated record.
GCGAAAGAUUGUGAUUUUACCGUUUUCAACUUAAAGAGCUCGCAUUCGAAGAAAUUAAGAAUUCAGUGAUACAUAUAUAUAUGUAAUUAGAUUCUGAACGGCGUUUUUAGUUAUCUUUUUAAUUAUAAACGUUUCAAUACGCGGCACGCUUGGCUUACAUUCCAGUAUGUCUGACCGUCCGUUUACCAUAACCGAGAUGGGCGAUCUGCAGACUGAUGAGGAUCUUCAGCAUGCGAAAGAAUCUCCCGUUAUUCAGUACAAACAGGCGCUUCAAGCUCCGUUAUCUCGGGAUCCUCUCGCUCGAUUGCAUCGCGGACCGUUUGCUCAUAUGAUCCCUUCGCGAAAAUAUGAAGGAGACUACGAAGGAGAGCGUGUUAACUUCGAUGACGAAUUUCUGGACAACGGUUUGCAGGACGGGGUGGAAUAUGGUUCGACUUCGACCAAGACGCACCUGCCAGGUCCGGAUCAGAAUUCGUCGAUGAAUAACCUUUUUUCGCCACAGAUGAGUCCGGAAUAUGUCGAGCAGCAUAAAUUGGGAUAUAUGAGAGAUUUCGAAGAAAUGGAUGGGUUGGCUGUAACACGGGACGUCAGGAACGAGAACCAUGCAUAUCGACUGCAUGAACAUGCAAGUCCGAACGCGGAACCGGAAGUUCAAAAAGAGAACCAGAAAGUCAGCUUCGGCGCGAAAAUCCUUAAUUUCCUGCACUGGUAGUGGUAAUUAUUCGGCAUAUUUCUUAAACUGCAUGCGGUUUCAUUCUGGAUUGCGUACUUGUACUUUCAGGAAGCAAUUGUUUUUAUCAUCACUGCCAUGAUGGAAUGCAUGUUUUUCUUAAGGAUGCGUUUGUCUGUUUUUUUUUGUAUGAUGGUGGUACAUUUUGAAGUAUUCAUUUUCAGUAUUUACACUCACUUAUGCAUGUGCAGUGCGCCGAAGUUUUAGGUUGAUUGAAUUUAGCACGAAUACUGUACAGUUAGUUCUGUGUUAUGUGGAGAAUAGUUUUUCAGCUAUUGUUUUUCAAGU